ACUUUGGACUAAUUAAAAAUGAUCGACUAUGUACUUCCGGCUAAUAAACUAAUAUAAUUUUCUUAUUAACUUUAAUUAAUGUUUAAAGGCAUUUGCAAAAUGAUUUGAGCGAAUUUGAUUGAGAACAAUCAUGGUCCCUAUAUUCACAGAUACGACCAGUGUGUUGUCUUCUGAAUUUGUGUCCAUUUUCUCCGGAGAAAAGCUUGCUCUUGCGCUGUUCAGAAUAAGCCAAGAUAUUGGUGUUGAAGUCAGCCAAGCUCAAAGAUCAUAUUCAAUAAUUGGCGAUUGGAACAAAGUGUUACAGGCUCAUUCAAAACUUGUUGAAUAUUUUGAAAAAGAGCAUAAAACUAAACAAGAUAAUAGAGAUAAUGAGUUGUGUUUAAAUUCAAGUCAAAAUUUUGUCUUUAAUGAAGGAAGGCGAGGUAGAAAACCUGGCUGUACCGUUGCUAAAACUGCAUAUAAUGCAGUUCCAGAACCGUAUGUUCAAUAUCUUAAUGAUCAAGGUCUACAAGUUAAUAUUGAUACUCCGAAGAAGAACGGAAGUAAUGCUAAUGUAGUAAUUAGUGACAGGGAGUUAUCCCCAAAAGGCAAUGAAAACUUUGGUACUGAAUUGGAAAGUGACCAUGCCGCAAACACUGAUUGUCAACAAGAUGUUGAAAAUAAAGAUUAUGAAAGUUCCAAUGUAAAUCAAGAUUGCAUAAUCAGCAACAAUGACGGGGAAUAUGUUACUAUUAAGGAAGAGUUUGAUGAAAAUUUUGCAAUGGAUGAUGACACUGAUAUAGAUGAGCAAUAUUUAGAUAAUUCUGAUUCACAAAAUGCAAAGCCAUCAGAAUCUAGUAAACUGGAUGCAAAUGUAACAGUAAAAGUUGAAAGAAACUUGUCAGACAAUGAAGAAAUAACCAUCUCAAAAUCAAGGCAAAAAACAAAGCUCAAAAAGCCUAUGCAGCAAGAAUCCUUAAAAGAUGGAAAAAAGAAAGUCAAAACUAAAAAAUCCAAUAUAUUAGAUGUAAAGAAAGGAAAAGGACGGCCAAAAAAACAAGAAAACGAAUUGGAUGUGAGCAGAGAGAAAAGAAAGACGAAGAUUAAGAAUGCUGCAAAAGUUGUUGAUGAUACUGAAUAUAAAUGUGACAAGUGUGAAUAUGUAGGGAAGAAGAAAGAGAACUUAAGGGAACAUACUCAGCGUAUGCAUAGAAGUAAAUUCUCCUGUGAAACCUGUAAGAAACAAUUUGGUUUACACAAAGAUUUAUUACGUCACACAAGACAUGUACAUACAAAUCCAGCAUAUCAUUGCAAGAUCUGUGACAAAUUUUAUAAAUUCAGCAGAGCAUAUAAAGAACAUAUGUUAAGUCAUGAGGAAAACUAUGUUAAACCUCAAUUUGAAUGUGAUGAAUGCCAUAAAGUGUUUAGCACAAAGUAUGUAUUGACAGCUCAUGUGAAGUCAGAACAUCUUGGAAUGAAGAAGUCUUUCAUGUGUCCAACUUGUGGAAGAAGUUUUACCCAAAAAAAUUCAUACUUGAUGCAUGCAAAUGUACAUGCUGGGAUAAAACCAUAUGUUUGUGAUGUUUGUGGAAAGGCGUUUUCAUAUGACAAGUCUCUGAAGGAACAUAAGUACAUGCAUGAUGAUGAAAGAAGGUUUAGCUGUCACAUAUGUGCCAAAACUUUCAGACAAAAAACAAGUUUACUUAUGCAUAUGAAGGUCCACAAAGAGGCCAAAGAUUACAUUUGUACAUCAUGCGGGAAAGGGUUCACACAGAAGCAAGCCUUACUGCGUCAUGAGCGUAUCCACAGUGGUGACAAACCUUUUAAAUGUGCCCUCUGUUCAAGGUCUUUUAAUGACUAUUCAAUCAUUCGUCGUCAUAUGAUGAUGCAUCACAAGAGGGACAAAGAUCCGAAGACUUGGCGUGGGGAUAUUAUAUGCUCUCUGAAAAGAAAAACAGAGUUUUACAUAGAAGGUGGUCCUGGCUAUAAUGGUGGUGAUAGAUUGCCCACCCAUGCCGCUGAUGAGAACUCUUCACAACCAGUGCCAAAUGCUACAAAUGACAUUACACCCAACACAUUAAAGGGUGACAUGGGAGAGACUGAAAUUGCCGUUCAAAGUGUUUAUCCCCUGACAAAGUCAUCAGAAAGCUCUCUCGCAGUAUCUCAGCAAAAUGAGGAAAGUUUUGUGCCUUCAAACACUCAUAGUCAAUCAGUAUUACCAGAUUGUGCAGAAAUUGGCAGAUCUUAUCAUUCACAGGGGAUUUCUGAAACUUCAGAUAUAAUCAGUAAAUCACAGGACUCUAAUUCAACGCCAUCACCUUCGUUACCUAUAAAUUAUAGUAUGCCAACAAAUUACCAGUCAAAUUUACAGAAUAUACCAGUAACCUCAGUGAACAGCUCAGAAAGUGAUGCCAUUCAGUCAAAUCAGUACCAUGAAAUGACUGAUUCAUUUCGUUUGCAAAAUCAUGGUCACCGUCGUGAAAUAUUUAUGCCCAAUUUAACUUCUAUGGCACCACUUACUGGAUUACCACAAACUCAUCAUUUACCCCCUGUGUCUGGGGAUACAACUCAAGGACAACCUCUACCUAACCCUUGGGGUCUUCCAGGUUACCCUUCUUAUUACAGUCCUGCAAACUUUCCGCAUUAUCAAGGUCCUCAAAAUUAAGAACUUUUUACGGGGUAUACUUCAAAAAAAAGUUUUUCAGAGGCAAAACUGACUGUCAUUUGCUAAAACAUUGUAAUAUAUGCUGGGUAAAGAGGAAAUUAAUUAGAAUAUAAUGUCUAUUCAAUUACAAUUUAUAUUUACGUUAUAUGAUUUGGUUGUUGAGUAAAUAUGUUCAUUAUCAUUUUCAGUACAAUACAGAAUAUAUUUACAUGUAUAAAGCUUGGGAAUUCAUAUUUGACUUAACUGGCAGUUCUUCAAAUAUGCUUUCACAAGCUGCAUACUUGUCCAAAUAUAUUCUCAAUUUUGUAGAGCACAUUGUUAAAUAAUAACUGUUCUGUAAAAUUCUUGAUUGGGCAAAAUGACAAAUAUAUUCUUCUGUUGCAAGAGUUAUCAAAAUUAGUUUAGAGUACAUAAAUAAAAUCUUAAGGGCAUAGUUUAAGGUAUUAGGUUUUAUCUAAUGCUGUUAAUCAAUGAUUAAAUAAAGGAAUAUAUUUAUUACUUUGAUUGUAUAAAAAGAAAGAUUUUACAGUUACUUUUUAUAGAAAUAAGAGUAGAACAAAAUCACUGGUGUUGAUAGAUUGGUACUACAUGUAGAUGGGACUGACUGUGUCAUUAAAAACUGAUUGAGGAUACAAAAUGGUUAUUAUAAGAGAAUCUUUAGCUGGAACCUGUUUGUUUUUUUUACUUGAAUGGAUUUUACUAGGCACAGUAUUGUUAUAUAUGUCUUCAAAUUUAAACUAUAUCUUCAACCAUAAAUAAAUGCAUCCUCGGUAACCAAGGAGUACUUAUACUAUAAGUACAUUACUUGUACACCUUGUUCAUGCUGAAUGUAUUUAGUAGAAUCAACAUCCAUGGCUUCCGAUGAUAAACAUAUAAUAUUGCAAUGUAUGUCAGCCAUAUCAUUCUGGAUCAUACUGGUAUAUAUUACUGAAUUUUCUCUGUUGGGUUCAUAUCUGUGCAUGUGAUGCAAUUAUUAAAUAUAGACAAAAUUUGUACAGGUCUGGUACAUAAUAAAAUCAUGUAUGAUAAAAUGUAGAUACGCAAUAGAAUGCUUAUUUUAUGUCAAUUUUUUUAAGAACAAAUUUGUGCAAUAUAUUCAUUUUUUGACAUUUAUGCAUAUUUGUUUGUAUUGGGGUGUAUUAUUAUGAAAACUGUUAUAAUUGUCUGUCUGACUAGUCAGUAAUGCCUUUUUUUGACAAAGCUUUAAGGAUUUUAAAGAUGUCAAAGAAUUUUAUUUUUUGUAUGACACAAGUUUAACUGUUUGUUGACAGUUUAUAUAAUCUUGAGUUCUUUAGUUAUGUGGGUAUGAGAUUUUAUAUCAUGAUGGUUAAGUAUUCUAUUUCAAAUCCAUUUUGUUUUGCUUUUUUUAUGGUAAUAAUUAUGUCCCUCUUGGGAGAAGUGGGUGUAUAUUGCUUUGCACACAUUGGUUGGUCCAAAGACCAAAACAUUUCUGAUCAAUAACUUGAGUACAUCUGAAUUAAAUCACCCUUUGUAGAAAUCUCCUGCACACUCACUAAGUAAAUUCGAGUGUCUGAAAGCUAUUUUGACCCUAUUCUUAUCCUGCUGGUUUUUGUGUAAUCUCUUGUUUAGAUUCGAUGAAUUUGAAGUUGAUAAUUUUGUUUGAAUGAAUCAAUAUCAAAUAUUUUUUUCAUGGUAAUAUUACAUGUACUUUUAAUUCUGUUUGUUAUGAUAAGUCUUGUUUUGGCUAUUUUUUCAUCAAUCUUGUAAGUAGCAUUUUACUAAAUACUCACUAGGAUACUUAACUAUCAAGUGCAUAUGUGUAUUUCAAUCAUAAGGCCAUUAUUCCAAAAUUUAUUACACACUCUCAAUAUUACUAUUAAAAAUAAUUAUUGCUAUAUGCAGUCAAGUACUAAUUAAAUACCUGUUAUAACUUAGAGUCACUUAAUUAAAAUAAGAAGACAUAGGUUGCUUUUUGACCUUGACAUGUAUAAAGGUUCAGAAAAUAUUGUAUUUAGAGAGUCUCUGGCAAUUUUAAUAAUAAUUUUCUGAACCUAAUUUCAUAAAUGUUUACAUUAGCUUGAUUUCAUGACAAACUAGAAUUAUGAUUAUGUGUUACCAUGAUCUGAUUUUAUUCCAUAUUCUAACACUAUCGGAAUUUUUUCUAUAUAGACAAAGAAGGCAGGAAGCGUGCAUUAUUCUACAACAAUGCACUCGCCGUUCUUAUUAUCUCCCUGUGUAUUUUCACAUUGAAGGCGCCAUUUUGUUUAAAAAAUCUGAUAAAUUAAAACAAUUUUUUUCGAAUCUUGUUGUGAAAACUAUCUAGAAUGAAAGAAAAUGGUCUAACUAAGAAAAUUAAUCCGAACACCAAUAUCUUUAAUUCAGUCGUUAACGCUGUACAGACGUUUAAAGUGUUGUUUACGUGACGUCACAAUGUAGCGCCAAACAGCACGUGCAAAACAAUCAAAUCAAGUUCGCUAUUUAAUGUCGCAAACGAGUUUAGUUUUACAUUUAUUUCACUUUUAAUAAUUUGUAUUUCGCUUGGAAAAUUAUAAACUGAAAUAAAUAAACAAACAAAGUUGUAUCAACGUUUUCAAAAUUCGUUAUUUUCAAAAUGUUUCUACACACGGUAGAUUUAACAGUUUUUUUUCAACCCACUGGAACGGCCUCUAAAGAACGUUUCUAUUGGAAACUCUGAGGCGAAAACAAAUUCAACCACCAAACAUAAAGUCCAACGUUAUAAUAAAAAUUAUAUUUUUUCUUGACGUAUUAGAAUGGAAAUAGAUAUCAAUUCUUCGUGCAUUAUUGUAUAAUAAUGCACGUUUUUCGUUCAAAUGCUUUGUAAUUAAUCACUCAGGCCUAUUGGCCUUCGUGAUUAUAUUACUACGCAUUUGAACUCAAACCGUGCAUUAUUCUACAACAAUGCACUCAGAAUUGAUAUCUAUUUCCUAA
Ruditapes philippinarum (Manila clam) is the source of this 5554-nucleotide messenger RNA. RefSeq names its product zinc finger protein 37-like. The record is from RefSeq and is a predicted model, not a curated record. The transcript is spliced from 3 exons. Gene Ontology annotation, molecular function: DNA-binding transcription activator activity, RNA polymerase II-specific; RNA polymerase II cis-regulatory region sequence-specific DNA binding. Gene Ontology annotation, cellular component: nucleus. Bases 131 to 2644 code for a protein of 837 amino acids. Gene Ontology annotation, biological process: regulation of transcription by RNA polymerase II. NCBI's taxonomy places the organism in Eukaryota, Metazoa, Mollusca, Bivalvia, Venerida, Veneridae.